Molecule: messenger RNA, 11135 nt
Organism: Pelobates cultripes (western spadefoot toad)
Lineage: Eukaryota; Metazoa; Chordata; Amphibia; Anura; Pelobatidae
Source: the annotation of a GenBank genome assembly
AUGGAUACACCAGGUAAGUGAUCCUUGUGUUUUGGAAGCUCAUUCUGCAGGGCUGUAUAUACUGAGCAUUAGUAGAGAGUAUCUCACUUUAUAGCUGAUUAAUUCUGUGAUGGUCUUAGAAGUUCCUCGCUGACUGUUACUGUUUGACAGAACUCAUCUGUGAUCUUAAAAGGGACACUAUAGUCACCAGAAUCACUACCACUUAAGGCAGUGGUUCUGGUGAUGAAACAUACAGGCUUUGCAAUGUAAAUACAAUGUAUUUCUUUUUUUACUCUCUAGUGCAGCCAAUCAAAUGGCCACUAGAGGUGCUUUGUGUCUACCCUCAGUCUCAACACUCUGUAUGGUGAUAGAGGUGUUACUCUAGUACCCAAACACCUGGGUUUAAAACCUAACCUUGCACUCUGUUUCUCACAUCAGGGCUAAAUCCUUUAGCUUUAAUGUUGGUAUUGACAAAGUGGAAACACUGUAUUCUUGUUGGUGCUUCAAAUAAACUAUCUAUAUCCUCUUCCUUGGUUUCUUUGCUUUCAAUCUGAGGAGAUACUAAUUGCUUCAGUGUUUGUGCAAAGCAUACACACUAACCUCCUCCUAAAUGAUUUCCUAUGGGGGGGUCAUUGGAUGGGUUGAGAUCAUCAAAACUGAUCACAUCCACAUACUGGUAUGGGAGAAAAGGUGAGUAAAAUCACCUUGUUAGAGUGAGCCAUGCAAGCAUUAGAAUCAGUAAUCCAUGUUUCUAUUUCUUACCCUAGUGUUCCUUUUAAAUAAACUCUCUGGAUUAAAAAUGUCUAACUCAAAAUUUAACCUCAGCUGAUCUGGUGACACACUUUCCUGUUUGGCUAUAUACAUUUAAAAUUGUGCAUAAUGCUGCUGGUAUGGUAGCACAUUAAAAAACCCAGGACAGUGGGACAGAACCUUAAUACUGCAUACCUCCCAAAUGUCCCUACACUGCAUAAAUUGUUAGGAAGUCUCCUAAAACAUCUCGCAACAGGCCAGCUCCUGGCCACACUGACACCUCUAAAACAUGUGUCCUUCUUGGUCCAUUUGAAAUUUUUGCAGAUAAAAAGAACCCUGUAAUGUAGACCAAAAGAAAUGGCUCCUGUUUGGAGCUCUGUGUUCUGGAAGGGUUGUUUCCUGUGCUGCUGGGGUUUUAUUGAACCGUCUUAAAUCCAAUUUAAACCUUCAAUAUCUAGGCUUAUGGCUUAAAUCACUUGCAGUUGCACUUUCAUAUUGUGUUGUGGACUACCAAUAGUGGCUAUAACCUCUUCCUAUUGACUUCCAGAUACCCUCCUGUUUGCUGUGAAGGAUUAUGUUGCCAGAGCUGGAUUACCACCCAAGAAUCUUCUGGAUAGCUUUGAUGCCAGAUCUAGCAUUGUAGGGAAACUGAAUAAUGUCAGUAAGAUUGCCUUUAACCCAGAAGGGGUGCUGUUUGCUGUGCGUGGUAAAGAACUCUUCAUGGGAGCUAUGCCUUCAGAUCCAAACCUGGACUUUUUCUCUACUGCCAAGAGAGUGGGCAAAACUGACUGGGAAGGGUUUAAAUUCAUCAUCUUUGAUCCAAAUGGCCUUCUGUAUGCAUCUACCAAGAAUGGGGAGUUCUACAAGGGUCCAGCACCAAGCAAUGAAAACGUGUCCUGGCUUUAUGGCCAAGCCACCAAAAUAGGAACCGGCGGCUGGCAUGAAUUUGAUGCCCUUUUCUUUGACCCUAAAGGCAUCCUGUAUGCAGUGACCAGUGACGACAAGCUUGUGAUGAGAAGCCCUCCAACCAAACCAGACGAUAACUGGCUAGCCUCCAGCACAACCAUUGGAAAAGGAGGCUGGCGCAUUCUGACCCAUUUCAUGGCUUUCACCCUAGAGUCGGACCUGUGGUGUGUGGAUUCAAAGAAUGGCAACAUCUAUAAAGGACCAGCACCGACCAAGGCUGAUACCAACUACAUUGAAAAGGCAGAGAAACUGGGCUGGGGUUACAAUGUCUACCCCCUCCUUUCCUUUACCAUUGAUAAAACCAUCCAGAGUAUUGUGAGCUUUGAAUUCCUGCCAGAUUCAGGGAAAAUCCUAUCCCAAGGCACAGAGGUGGUGCAGACCCAGAUCUAUAACAACAAGAGCAGCACUCCAUUAAAGCACACCUUCUCGUAAGUAAUGGAAACCUCAAUCUCAUCCACUCAGGGAUCCCAAUUUCAACUUGCCACUGGCGAGUGACACUUCAGCUGUGGCAAGCAGAAAUUCACCCUCAGUGUUCCAUGGAUCCUUCAGGCUUGCAGUAGUCACUUCUAGGCCUGACUAAUGGAAUAGGACUUUAGCUCUGCAGGUGCUUCUACCUAUUGGCAAGAUUACAUAGAGUACAGGAUGGUGCACUAUAUACAAUACUUUGAAUACUAAAAGGUUGGUGGUCUCUCUACAUUAAAAUCCUUCAUAAGUUACAUGAUUCUAUACUGGCUGAAUAGAGCAUGGUGUCUGUGUUUUACCAAGGUUGAAGAAAGCAUUGUUUACAAUCCUAGGGCUACUUAUUGGCAGACGGUGCUCUUUUAUAAUGCCUGUGUUGGUGCUUGUGACUUUUCUAUGCAAAACAAAGGUUUAGGUGGUCCAAGAAAGGCAAGAUUAAUCAAACUAGAUGACAAGCGGCAACAGUUUGACCUUUAAGGUCUUUCUCUGAAUUGGAAGUUCGCAGGAUAGAUUUGGGAAUAUAAUUGCCAUUAGAUGUGCUCUGAGGUUGUUCUGUUGAACAAUUGUGUGUUCUGGAUAUACUGCUCUUACAUUGGUCAUAGUCUUCAACACUGCUGCCAGUCCUCCUUAAUGAGUGAGCUUCACUUAUGUGAUGCUUUUUAAUUGCACUCAUUUUGUGAUUGUGCUUCUAAAAUGAUGGGGUGUAUCCCUUAUUUGCUAGUUUGAGGAAGACCUUUUAAAGGUUGAAACAUUGCUGCUGAUCUGGUUUAAUUAAACUUUCCCUUUAUUUUUGGACCAUGGAGUGCCUAAACCUAUGUCUUUGCAUACGGUAUCUGGGAUCUAGUGCUGGCCCCUGGUUUAGUUGUACCCUGGCCCAGAGUUAUGGGAUUGAGUGCAGUUCUGAUUCUAUUCAGAAAAUGUCUCUUUUCCAGUCUUAAAAUAGUUGCCAGCUUCUGCUACAGAAAGCCUGUCACUAAUGGCUACUAGACUCCACUUGGCGACUGGUUUGUUAUCCUAUUACUCGUUGCUGGCUGCUUCUAGUCAGGCAGAAGGGGCAUUAACCCUUCCUAUUGAACAAGUCUUGUUCCAGUCCCUGACACAGGGUGAAGUUGCAUUCUCAGGUGUUUCUGUGCUUUACCAGCAAACCACAACUGUCAGUCUGGGAACUUGUAGUUGCUAGAAGCUACUGGUUGCUAAUGCUUGUCUGAGGUGAGCAUGUCUUUUGCACAGGUUUUCCCUCACACUUUACUUCUGGAUGGAACUGUCUGGUUAUCAAGGAAAGAAUUGACUUGUAAUGGCAAAUAUUAGAAUACCUCCAGGAAAACUGUCCAGGUGUCUGGUCUCAGACUACAUCUUUGUCCUCCUGUUUGACCUGACUAUUCAUGGUGUCCUACCAUGCACAAUGUUUAUUGGAUUAUUUAUUAUUUUUUUUUUUUGUGGGCCACAUCCAAGUUCUUGACAAAGACCUCCUUGUUGGGUUGGAAUGUUUGUCCUUUGUUUCAAUAAACCUGCCUGUGGCUUUAACAUCGGGGGAGGGGGGAUUUUUUAUAAUUUUUUUUUUUUUUUUUUUGUUCUACUAGAUUUGCUGUAGUGGGAUAGUUGGUCCUGCACUGGGUGGCUGCAUGGGGACUGAGUGCAGUUCCUACCUACCUUUCUAGCUUCAAACAUGGAAUAUCCAGAAAUCCUUGUAAUUCUGUGUUGGGAGCUAGUUGCAGCCCAGAAAUGUUCCAUAGUGUGCACACUGGCAAGAGUUGGGAUCCUAUGCAACCUUGCAGGCUGAGUUUCUGCAAGAAUAAGAUCACAAUAUUCUCCUUCCAACACACAUUGUGCUCCCUCCCAUUACCCAGGGUAUGUAUGUCAUAGUAUCCAGUAGGGCAUUCCCUUUCUCUCUUUCCCCUUCUCCCCCCCCCCACCCAAUAAAGCGUUGGAGGCAAACACAACAUAAUUUUCCAAUUCUCCUUUUUGAAGGAGACCCUGAUAUAAUCUGGAGUGCCCCUAGGAAAGGGUGGUCAAAAAUCCAGUGACUAGCUUAAUAUCGUCUCAGGCUAUUCUCCUUCUCUCUCAAUAUAUUUUUAUUUUUUUUUUAUUUAUUUUUUUAUUUGCAUUUUAUAAGAUUUCACAGUCGUAUUACAGGUAUACAGGGUAUGCAAGUUACAUUCAUGAGUACAACUUUUGAGCAACAUGUAUUGACAAUGAGCUAUCAUAUCUGUGUCUUGAUGAGAGCCAGUUUGAAGCAUACAUAUAAUAGUGGUAAUAUAGGUACAUCGUUAAACAAAUUGUCAUUAAACAGAGUAUCCUGGCAUUGCUGUCGUGCCCAUAUUUGUGUAGCUCUCCUUCUUGACCCUUAGUCGUGAUGGUAGGAGUUUUCUCUUCGCUGUGCCAGUGUCGGUAAUUGCUCAGUUGUAAAAAUAACCCGCAUCUUCCCUGACACCUAGCUACUAUUCCAAUGAACAGGGGAAUAUAAACUUGGGGCAUAACCUGGGUAUAAUGCGGGGAAAAGAGAGGGGUAGAGGAGGGGAGGGGGGCAGGUAUUGGUCCCUUAGCUUAGUCCAGCUUUUAGGCCUGUUCGUUGGCCUUAAUAAAUUGCACCAGUGUGCACAACCAGCUUAAGUAGGAGAGGGUAGUGUGUGCAGGCUUCCAUAUGGUCAAAGAGUGAUGUUAAAGAAGGUUUAGGAAGGUUUGCUUAGUGCUCUUUCCUUAAAGCAUUGACUCAUGAGCUACCACACAAAGGUGUGUAGAGUGUUUAACUUGUCACUGCGUCUGUUGGCGUGUGUCCCAUUUUUCCCACGCCUCCUUCCAAAAUUUUUUGGGGGGAUUGUUGGACCUGGCCAUUAUCUCAUACUUCUUUAUAGUUUCAAUGUGGGUUAUGCAGCUCUGUAUGUUGGGGAUCGUCUGCUUUUGCCAGUGUUUGCUGAUAUGCAACAGAACUGCCGAGAUAAUGUGAUAUAUUAAGUAUCGGGAUGAUUUUGUAUGGCCUGGUGGCAUAUACUGUAGGAGGUAAUGUUCGGGGGUGUGUGCGAGAGCUACGCCUGUAAUGUUUUUAAUUAGGGUCUGUGUUUCCGUCCACAAUGGUGUCAGGAUUGGGCAUUCCCACCAAAUGUGUAGCAUGGAGCCUUGAGCUUUAUUGCAUCUCCAGCACAGUCCUGUAUUCUUAGGUAUCAUAUGUUUCAGUCGGGUUGGUACGAAGUACCAGCGAUAUAAUAAUUUCCUGGCUAGUUCCAGAUGGGUUGUGCUAAGUGUAAGUUUUUUUUAUUCUCACACAGUAUAUAUGACCACUGCUCUUUUGUUAACUGUUUUCCUAGUUCAACUUCCCAUGCUUUAACAAACUGUAGUGUAUGUGGGUCUGGUACACUAUAAUGGCGAUUGUACAGUAUAGAGAUUAGCUUGAGUGGCCUCUUCGUCUGUGUGCAGAGACUUUCUAAUGCAUUGAAAGUGUUCCACCUGUUUGCUGCAGGCAGUACUUUUCUAUUUGUCUGCAGCCAUGAGCUUAUCUGUCUGUGCGCAAAUGCUGCUGCAUUGGGUAAUUGGUAUUUAUUUUGCAGUCGGUUGAAGGGGAUGAUCUCUCCCUGAUCAAACAACUGAUUCAAGUAUAUUAGACCUCUAUUGCUCCAGGACGAUAUGUUCAAUGAAGGUAUCAGACCAUAAAAUGACUCUAGGAGGAAGGCUGGUGAUAGCCCCCCAUCAAAUCCUUGUUCCUUAUUAAAUCUGUCCCAUUCUUGCAAUGUUGUAGCUGUGAGUGGUGACAUAUCUUUAUAUUUUUUUCUAAGUUGUGGCGGUGUCCAGGCUAGGUGCGUUAUUUUUUUUUUCCCCCCAGUUAGGUCAGCCUCUACCGUUACCCAAGGGGAUGGUUUGUCAUGUUGGUGUAAUUCGUUGACCAACGGUGCGAGUAUAGCUGAUCUGUAGUACGUGGCUGUGUGGUAAUCCCAUUCCCCCUCCUUUAUAUGUGAGGUACAUGAUUUUUGCCGCUAUUCUGGGUUUCUUAUGGGACCAGACAAAGGUGUUAAUCAAUUUUUGUGCGUCGUGAAGGAAUGUUUUUGAGAGCCUAAUUUGUAACGUACGGAACAUGUAUUGCAGUCUCGGGAGAAUUUUCAUUUUGACUGCUGCUAUUCUACCUAUCCAUGAUAUGUAUUUCCCUUUCCAAUUCGCUAGCUGCUGUUUUAUGGAUGUGAGGAGUUUGCCGUAAUUUUCCCGAUGUAAGUUCCUUUCUAGUCUCGUGAAUUUUAUACCCAAGAAAGUUAGGUGGUCUUGUCUCCAUUCAUAAUGGUAUUUCUGUUGCAAGGCUGUAUACAGCAAUGCAGGUGCAUGCAGACUCAUUGCUUGCGUUUUAGAACUGUUUAAUUUGUAAUGAGCAAUUGCUGUACUGUUGCAGCAGAUUCUGGAGUUCUGAGAUAGAGGUGAGUGGGUCAGACAGGGAGAGCAUUACAUCAUCUGCAAACAUCGUUAUUUUGUAUGUUUUUAUUUUUAAUUUCCACACCUCUGAUUUGGUUGUUAUUCCGUAUUGCUUGGGCUAAUGGCUCUAACGCAAGAAUGUAUAAGGCCGGGGAGAGCGGGCAUCCUUGCCGUGUUCCAUUUGUGAUAAGGAACGGCUUGGAUACGAACCCGCCGUUCGCAACCUGUGCUGAUGGCUUGGAGUAUAGUGCUAAUAGUAGGGAUAGAAAUUGUUGUGGGAAUGCAAAUUUUUGUAGGACAGUUCUCAGGAAGCUCCAGUGUAGUCUGUCGAAUGCCUUCUCGGCGUCCAGGGACAUAAAGACCCUGGGCUCUCCGAGAGGCGUCCCAUUAUAGAGGAGGCUGUGGAGCUUCCUAGUCCCGUCAGUCCCCUGUCGCCCCCUUACAAAUCCCACUUGGUCCGGGUGUGUUAUAAAGGGGAUUAUGGCCGCUACACAAUUGGCGUAUAUUUUGGCUAAUAGUUUCGUAUCUGUGUUUAACAGUGAAAUAGGCCUUAAAUUUUUAGGUUGCGUGGGUGGUUUCCCUGGCUUUGGUAGCGUGGCUGUGUGCUAAUAGCAUUUCCACUGGCAUCUUCCCUGUGUGUACGAUAUGAUUCAAUGUGUGUACUAGGUAGGGGCUCAGGAUGUUCGAAAAGACUUUGUAGUAAGUGUUCGUGAAGCCAUCGGGCCCUGGUGACUUCCCCGAAGGGAGUGAGCGAAUCGUUUGCUGUAACUCUGUCAGUGUGAUCGGUUCUAUCAGGGAGUCCUGCUGUUGUUGUGUUAAUUUUGGCAGUUUUAUCUGCGAGAGGAAGUUAUCAAUUUCCACUUGUGUUGGCUGAUGUGUUUGGGGAUCUUUUGUUAGGUUGUACAGGUUUUGGUAGUAGGCUGCUGUUUCUUCAUUAAUGUCUAUGGGGUUGUAUAUUUUCUCUCCUGUGCUAGUGAGUAAAUAUGGUAUUUUGGCGUGGGCUUGGUGAUGCCUCAGUAAAGAUGCUAAUCUUUUUCCCGCUCUGUUUCCCUGGGUGUAAUGCUUCAGUUUGAGUGUUUGUAGAGUGCGCGCUGUUUUUUGAAGUAGAUCAUUUAAUUGAUUUGUAGUUUGUUCUAUUUCAAUGUCGAGGUUGGGGGUGGGGUGUAGCAGCUGGGCUGCUUUUAGGUCACGCAGUUUGGUCAGUAGUGUGAGGCGCGCCUGUUGAGAGGUCCUGUGUAGGAAGGACACUCUGCUAAUGAGCUGACCUCUAAUCACUGCCUUAUGUGCCUGCCAAGAUGUAGUAGGUGAUAUGUCAGGUUGGUUGUUAAGUUGAAAAUAUCUAUCUCAGUCCCCAAUUCCUUUUGAAAGGUGUCGUUGUAUAGGAGGGUGUCAUUUAAUCGCCACAGGGUUUUCCCUCUGUGCUUGUAAGCAUCCUGGGUUAUGAGGGUUACCGGAGCGUGGUCCGACCACACUAUGUCCCCUAUGCUACUCUGUGUUGUGGAGGGCACCAAAUCUCGUGACACCAAUAUGACGUCUAUUCUGGAGUGGGUUCCAUGCACCUUGGAGUGGAAAGUGUAACUUCUGUCACUCGGGUGAUUUGUUCGCCAUAUGUCAUAUAAAUUGUGGUCAAGUAAGAGCUUGGUGAUGGCUUUGCAUUGUGGUAUUAAGGAUCUAUGUCUGGGAGUGUUAGGCGACACUGUCGUGUCCAUAGUUGGUUGGAGAAUAUGAUUCAUGUCGCCACAUAUUAUGAUGCCGGCUCUGUGCUCAUGGGGUAAUUUGCUCAGCACUUUAUGCAAAAAAUUGCGCUGGUUAGAGUUAGGGCUGUAUAUGCCUACUAAGGUGUGUGUAUAUAUGGCUCUGUUGAUUUGACAGUGGAGUAUUAAGUACCGACCUUGUGCGUCUGUUUUAAUAUUUAGCAGUUCAAAGGUAAGUGAUUUGUGAAACAAAAAGGACACUCCCCUUGUUUUGGAAGAAUAGGUCGUAUGGUACUGCGCCGGAUAAUCUUGUUAUCUUUGCGGGACUAGGGUCAAAAACUUGGAGAGGUGUAAACCGGGUAGAAACAAAAACAAAGUAUAUACAUAAAUGUGUCUUGGUACUGGUGGUAAGUACCGUGGGGGUGGAAACUAGCAUGUUUCCGUGUCAUGGCUAUGGGUCUUCCGCUGUCUCUUAACCUUUGGAGACGGUCGGUCGCACCAGGCCACCUAUGCAGUAAGUACUAAUAGUCGUAUAGGCUCUUGGUGUGUGUACAUUUAUAUUGAGAAAGGGGAUAAACGGUAAUGGGACUAGGGGAGAUUUUUGUCAGGCAUAGUAGUAAAUAUAUAUAUAUAUAUAUAUAUAUAUAUAUAUAUAUAUAUAUAUAUAUAUAUAUAUAUAUAUAUAUAUAUAUAUAUAUAUAUAUAUAUAUAUCUAUCUAUAUCUCUAUCCACCCCCCUUGGGAUAUUUUCCCAGCCCUCGAGUCCAUUGCAAGCGCCUAGGCAUAAUCAGAUUUAUACUUGCGUAUGUCCAGCAGUUCAUGCUUUGUGCCAGUCCAGUGGGGUGUGAGGCUCCGGUCUUUGGUGCAUAAAUUCCCAGGAUUGUAGUUUACGGAGUCCAUCUUCAGGUGAUGUGAUAACCUGGGUGGUGUUAUCUUUCGUCACCAACAUUUUGGUAGGGAAGCCCCAUCGGAAUCUGAGGCCAUGAGCCCUCACGGAGUUGGCGACCUGAGCGAACUCUUUCCUUCUGCGAAGAGUAGACGCCGAUAGGUCUGCAAAAAUCAGCAGAUUUGGGUAACCUUCUAGUGGUGUCGCUUUAUUUCUGCUUGACUUGAGUAUAAGCUCUUUGAUAUGAUAAUGCAUUCGCAGUAGUACAUCCCGCGGUGCAGUUUCUGGUAGGAACCGUGGUCUAGGCAGACGGUGUAUUCGGUCCACGAGUAACAUGUCGGUUGGUAUGUCUGGAGCAUAAGCGUUAAACACGCCUCUGACAUAUGCCUGCAGGUUCUCCGGCAUAACAUCCUCUGGGAUCCCUCUAAUGCGCAGGUUAUUCCUGCGUGCGCGAUCCUCUAGGUCAGUUAUUUUAUUUUCCACCGCCAGUAAUUUUUGUUCCAGUUGUUCCACAUGAGAAGCUAUGUCAUUGUGUGCUGUAGCAAAUUCUGCCAUCUUGUUCUCCAUGUGGGAGGUGCGCUUGCCUAAUUCUUGCAUGUCCUUCCUCAGCGAAUCCGCUGUAUGUUGCCACGAUGUAAUUAGCUUGCUUGACAGGGUGUCCAGAGCUUGUUGUAAAUAGCUCUUGGUGAGUAUGUCAGGAUCACUUUCCUGCAAUGCUGCUGUGUUCUCAGGGCUGUCAGUAGCGGAGCCGCCAUCUUGCGACCAGGCCCGAGCCUCCUCCGGUUCCUGGUGUGACUUGUGUCCAAAGAAAUUGAUUUUUUUUCCGCUUUGUGUGCAGACUUCUUGCCUCUCUGCUGUGCCAUCUUCAUUUUUUAAGCAGUUGUGCUGCCAUGUUGCGUUCGAUGGAGUCGGAUUGCGACCCGUGUUGCCGGAGUGAACGGGUUACACGUCCAUUCCUCUCGGCGGUUAGCCACGCCCCCCCCUCUCUCAAUAUAUUAAUGUGAAGGGUUUGUCUUUCUAGCUUCUCCAAGACCAUAACUGAGAGCAGCACUUUCAGCCAGGAGCAUGGAUUCACAGUGGCUGUUGGUGCAGAGAUGUCCUUCAAAGCUGGAGUCCCAUUCAUAGGAGAAAUGGAGACCAAGAUUUCCAUCAAUGUGAGCACAACUCAUACCUGGAAUUUCGCCAAGACCAAUGAAAUCCAGGUAAGGGUGGAUUAAAUAAUGGUGGUGGCAAGGAAUCAAUAUGUAUGUUCAGAUUUGGUAUAGUUUGUUUUAGAACAUGCUUUUGCCUUAUUGGAGGGGAAGCAACAGGCAUGGUAUAAUGUGUCCUGGCUCUACAUGUAACUCACUAGCUAAUACCUAAUACAAGUUAUGGGUUCCUUGACUCUCAUCUCUGACAAAAGGGACUGUUUGUAAAUUUGAGAAAGGGCUGCGUCCCAAAACAGUCCUAUUUUAUUUUUACUCCCACGUUAAAUGCUAUGGUAGCACACUAGCACCAUAUAUUAACCUUUGCACAUCUACAGACUCACAGCCACAGAUAUCCUUUGUUAUAUUGGAGCAGCUGUAACAAGCCACCCAUUUAACAAGAACAGCUUAAGCUUUCCUGGCCAGUCUGUACACUAUUGCCCAACCUUUACUUACAAGAGGUCAAACAAUAGAAAUAGCCUAAAGCUGCAUCAUGCUUUUUGACCCUUCUCUCAACCAGUUAAUUUGUGCAAUAAAUGGAUAUUCUGUACAGGUAACAUGUUCUUGACUAUUCAUGAUGAAAUAUUGCUCCUGCUAGUAUCUAACCAUCUGACUUCUUCUGCAGACAACCUUCUCCUCCAGCACAGAUGUGGAGGUACCAGGUGGGCAUUCAAUACGUAUGGUCGCAUCUGUGACCAAGGGAGAAAUGGAUGUACCGUUCCGUGUCAAGAUCCGCACCUUGUUUGGCUAUGAGACCAUGAUACAGGGAAUGUGGAAAGGGAUCAGUCACUAUAACUUGAUGGUCACCCAGGAAGACUACAAACCAUGA